This is a messenger RNA of Wallemia mellicola CBS 633.66, 1129 nucleotides long. RefSeq names its product Tricarboxylate/iron carrier. Gene Ontology annotation, biological process: monoatomic ion transport; mitochondrial transmembrane transport. The record is from RefSeq and is a predicted model, not a curated record. Gene Ontology annotation, cellular component: mitochondrial inner membrane. NCBI's taxonomy places the organism in Eukaryota, Fungi, Basidiomycota, Wallemiomycetes, Wallemiales, Wallemiaceae. The transcript is spliced from 9 exons. Gene Ontology annotation, molecular function: monoatomic ion transmembrane transporter activity. The coding region runs from base 33 to 1076 and encodes 347 amino acids.
GAGAGAUUACAAUCAGAGUGAUAAAGGCUGAUAUGCAGAAUUUAGACAAUUUCGUGGAUAUUGCUCAGCCGAGAUACGACCAGAGUACAUACCUCGGUCGUGUACGUCACUUCAUCGCUGCUGUGUCCCCUUUGACGCUCUUUGCAUCAUCUGAGCGCCUAGCAGAAGCUCAGAAGGAGGUAUACUCUGUACAAGAGCGCAUAAAGAAGUCACCUGACGGUGUGUUUGUCACUCCAGAGGAUGCACACAAGUUUUGGAAGAACAAGCAGCUCGUUGAUUCUUCUAUACACCCUGACACUGGCGAACCAAUUGUUCUGCCGUUUAGAAUGUCAGCAUUCAUGCCAACCAACUUGAUCAUUAUCGGUGGUAUGCUUGCACCAAAUCCAUCUCUCGGUUCUGUGAUCUUCUGGCAAUGGAUGAAUCAAUCGCUUAACGUUUGCGUUAACUCAGCCAACGCUAACAAAUCAACUCCAUUGAGUACCAAAGAAUUGGCUUUGUCAUACGUCGCAGCUACCGCAUCUUCAGUCGGUAUUGCUGUCAGCUUGACAAAGGGUGUACCAAAACUGAAUGUAUCAGCAGCAACUAAGGUAUCUCUCGGAAGGAUGGUACCAUUUGCAUCAGUCGUUACAGCAGGUUGCGUGAACAUCGCUGCUAUGAGAUAUAAGGAAAUGCGCGAUGGUAUACAAGUAACAACGAGUGAAAUUGACGGAAAACCAGUCAAGGAUGAAGAGAAGAUCAACCUUGACCAGCCAUCACGCGUAGCAGGUACGGUAGCAGUUGCACAAACCGCAGCUAGUAGAGUAUUUACCAACAUCCCAACACUGAUCUUUGUCCCACUCAUCCAAGCUGCAUUGACAAAGAAGGGUGUUUUCAAGGGCAAGCGUGGCCCAAUGCUUGAGCGUAUCGUAUCCCUUGGAUUGGCAGGUACAUCUAUGAUCAUUUUCCUUCCUCCAGCUAUUGCCGUCUUCCCUCAAAAGGCUGCUUUGGACACUGAGACAGUCUUCGGUAGGGAUCAGGACAUCAGGGACGACAAAGGAAGGAAAGUAACGAGAGUUGAAUUUAAUAGAGGUCUCUAGAUGUGUUUAGUUUAAAAAUAUUAAAUGUAGUUGAAAAUUAAAUAGAUUUCUAU